Messenger RNA from Saccharomyces cerevisiae S288C, 588 nucleotides. RefSeq lists its product as uncharacterized. NCBI's taxonomy places the organism in Eukaryota, Fungi, Ascomycota, Saccharomycetes, Saccharomycetales, Saccharomycetaceae. Bases 1 to 588 code for a protein of 195 amino acids. The record is from RefSeq and is marked reviewed. The transcript has a single exon.
AUGGCCUUCACCACAAUUCGAUCGUUAACCAUUUUUUCCGGUUCUUCGUUUGACAUGCCUACGUUCUUCGUGCUUGCAAAAGGUGGAGAUGGGUCUGGGGUCUUUUUCAUUAGUCUGCACUCAUCUAUUUUAUAUGCCCGUUUUCCGCUUUUAAAUAUCUUGUCGCAACACUCUCCAGUAUACUGUUCGCGAAGGUUUCCGCCUGAUAACGAUUUAAUAACCGGAUUGGGAAAUAUACGAUGCGGUCAAUUGGUGAAAAAGGCCUUACGCAGAGUAUGCAAUGUACCGCCUGAUCAUCAGCUGAUCGCUUCAGUGCGAUCGAUUGGAUAUGCUAGAGUAGCAUUCGUGUUUUGUACGUGUACGUCUGAAUGUCGGGAUAAUUUGCAGAGUGUGACAAGAACUUCAGGCCAUCAAACAACAAUUAGUCAACCAUGCACAGAUAUACAGUCAACACGGAAGUGCUCGACCAUUUUUGUCUCUGCUGUUAUGCAAACGGGAACUAUAACUUUCUUCUGGACGUUCCAUUUCCCCAUCCCCUUACAACGCAUAGUAAACCAAAAGCAGCCACCGCCUCAAUCCUACGUUUAA